Molecule: messenger RNA, 988 nt
Organism: Numida meleagris (helmeted guineafowl)
Lineage: Eukaryota; Metazoa; Chordata; Aves; Galliformes; Numididae
Gene: NDUFAF2
Product: NADH:ubiquinone oxidoreductase complex assembly factor 2
Exons: 4
Coding region: 91-606 (171 amino acids)
Biological process (GO): mitochondrial respiratory chain complex I assembly
Cellular component (GO): membrane
Source: RefSeq, a predicted model, not a curated record
UCACGUGAUUGGUGUCGCGGGGGCGGGGCUCCCUGCCGGUGGGGGUCGCUCUCUGCCGCUAGCGGUGGUGAGGAUCUGCGCCGUGCCGGCAUGGGUCGCGCCUGGCAGGCGCUGCGGGCCCUGCGCCUGCGGCUCCUCGGGCCCGAGAAGGAGCUGGUGGGCACCGACCAGUUCGGCAAUAAGUACUACCGCGUGCCCCAGUACCAGACCGGUGCAGGGCACAUUAAACCUGAAAGAAGGUUUGUAGAAGCAGUGAACCGGCAAGCAUAUCAGUAUGAGAUGGGCGACUUUCCAACAGAAUGGGAAGCUUGGAUAAGAAAAAAAAGAAAGGAUCCACCCACCAUUGAGGAGAUUCUUAAGAAUGAGAAUUAUAGGCAAGAAAUGAAACAGAAAGUCAAAGAUGUGUAUGAACAGGAUAAGCUCCUUCAGACCAAGGAAUACAAGGAGGGACUUGUUGCUGAACCAGUUCAUACUCAGGUUAAAGGCCAUGCGUCAGCUCCCUACUAUGGAAAGAAAGAGCCAUCCCAAGACCCAACAAGCACUGCGAGCACAUUUCAGCCGGGUUCCUGGAUGCCACCAGGCAGUGACAGUAGUAAAAAAAAAUAACCAGCUUUAACGUACAGAUACUGCCAAUGGAUAAAUGCUUUAAUAGGCAGCAUAAACAGCUGUUGAAUAUAGUGAGUGUGCAAUAAAGUACUAUUAAAACCGAGUUUCAUUUAUUUCUGCAAAAUUGCUGGCUUAAUUGUGCCAAACUAGUCUAAAAUGUUUGAUGUAGUAAAUGUGGUAAAUUUCGGUUAAUUAGUACACACAUGCUUCUCAUACAUAGGUUUAAAGUAGUUCUUAAUUCCUGUUAAUUCCCUUGCUGAACUUGCAAGCUUCUUAUAAUUGGACAGAAAAGUUCAUUUCACUAACAGGAAUCACUGCGAUACUGCAGUAAUUUUAAAGACAUUCUUGUGAUUUACUUUAAUAAAGGAAUUAACGUAUUUGA